Eremomyces bilateralis CBS 781.70 is the source of this 1318-nucleotide messenger RNA. Its product is annotated as P-loop containing nucleoside triphosphate hydrolase protein. Gene Ontology annotation, molecular function: ATP binding; AMP kinase activity. The coding region runs from base 202 to 999 and encodes 265 amino acids. The transcript has 2 exons. Gene Ontology annotation, cellular component: mitochondrion; cytoplasm. NCBI's taxonomy places the organism in Eukaryota, Fungi, Ascomycota, Dothideomycetes, Eremomycetales, Eremomycetaceae. Gene Ontology annotation, biological process: nucleobase-containing compound metabolic process. The record is from RefSeq and is a predicted model, not a curated record.
AUUUGAUUUCUAUUCUUUCCAGCCUCGGACCCUCGGUACCUUCACGUUUCCAUCUGAAAACUUGUCAGAGUCCUUCCUGUAUUCGUAUCACCAUGAAGUUCCGUUGAUCUGGUAAGCUCGCGAUUGCGGGGACCCCGAGCGUUCGGAUUCGACUGGACGGCUUUCGUGGACUUAAGAUUUCGAUAUAGACGGAUUACAACCAUGACAUUGCGACGUGCUGCACGUGUGAUCCUUGUGGGAGCGCCGGGCGUCGGGAAAGGAACGCAGACAGAGCGAUUGAUGAAGCGCUUCCCGCAACUGUCGGCGAUAAGCUCAGGAGACUUGUUGCGAGACAAUGUACGAAAUCGGACACCAUUGGGUAUCGCGGCCGAAUCCAAGAUGAAAUCCGGCGCUCUAGUACCCGAUUCCAUGAUCCUACGACUCAUCAUCAAUGAGCUCAAGAGCCGCGGUUGGUUGGAGCAAGAGAACAUCAUGCCCUACACCCUCAACUCCUCCGCCUCAACCGAAGCAUUCCCCUCCGGUGACAGCUUGGAAGAAGACUUCCUCUCCUCCAUGGGAACGGAAUCGUUCCGCUUCUCCGACUCCCCCUCGGCGUCUUUCAUCCUCGAUGGCUUCCCCCGGACCGCCGGCCAAGCUCGACAGGUCGACGAUCUGAUCCCGAUCAACCUCGUCGUCAACAUCUAUACGCCCCCGGAGAUCGUCAUCGAACGGAUCAGCAGUCGAUGGGUCCAUGCGCCGUCGGGUCGGGUCUACAACACCACGUUCAACGCUCCGAAAGUCCCUGGGAGGGAUGAUAUCACCGGCGAGCCGCUGACGCGCCGCGAUGACGACAAUCCAGAAAUCUGGAACGCUCGACUGAAGAGCUUUGAGAAGUUGAGCCUUCCGUUGUUGGAGCACUACGACCGGAUGGGCGUGCUAUGGACCGUGGAGGGGAACAGCAGUGAUGAAAUUACUCCUCGGAUAAUCAAGGAGUUUGCGAGACGCUUUACCGCCGACUAGAGCUGACGAUGGCAAGGAUCAGGGAUCUGCCGUUGAAUUCGGUGACGGUGUAUAUAAAGCGGUGUGCAAUGGCGUUCGGGGUGGUACGGAUGGGUCCUUCAUCAGGGCCUUCGGAUUAUGGGCGGCGGCAAGCACUCUUUGACAGUCUUAUAUGUAUGACUGACUAGUGUAGAAUCACUCUACUAUGUUCUUAUGUCACUCUGGCGGGUCCUACAACCUGACUCGAGCAUGACGAAAAACAAUAUUAUUAUUCUUAUUCCUGAAGAUUCGCUAUACCUUAGAUACAGCUUUUCGUCUGACCAGUCCCUGUUGUGAAUUG